AACCUGUAGCAGUAACCUUGCAAAGAUAACCGCUUCAGUCAGGAGUUGUCUUGCAAUAGUAAAACAAUAACCAUAGGAAAACGGCAAUGUCUGCGUAAUGUGCAGUGAAAUUAGAGAAACCGUAUAGCUUUAAUUGAAUUACAAGGUCGAAUAAUUAAUUUUAAUUUAUCCGUAGACAGGCGACUAAAAACCGAAAGUAAAAAAAAAAAAACAUCACCACCACCCAGCUAUUUAUUCUCUGGCUGGUGCAGCGUAUCUCAAUUUUACAGUUUUCCGAAGAGAGGUCAUGGAGUAUUUUAAGGUCGGGUUUUUAAUGUGUUUGCUGCUCUUUAAACUGACAGUAUCCCUGCAGAAAGAGACUGUAAUUCAGUUUGUAUAUACGGAAGUGGUGGGAAGAGCAGAGACUGCCGUGGCAACGGUGGCUUUAAAUGGAGUCCCCGUCCUGUGGAGUGAUGUUCAAGACCGGAACAUUCUUCAUGAGUUCUUCAUCAAGACCAAACACGAUCCUUUCUUAAUAAAUUCGCUUAAGAUAAUGGUGGAUAGUUCGAACCACACCACAGCGAGUAACCAUACGUACCGGCGCUUACGUGAGUGCCGGCUGGAUGAGUACAGAGUUUUGAGCGUGUCAGACCAGGUGCAGUAUGACGGCACCAGGUUCCUGAGUCUGGACAAAACCACGGACACCUGGAUGGCCACCGUCCCGCAGGCACGAGUGCUCCAGGAGCUGUGGGACAGUGACAAGGCUCGCACGCAGCAUGAGAGGAUGCGUUUGGAGAGAGCUUGCAUACAGCUACUGAAGGACAUCACGCACUCCAAAGAUACUGUGACGGAGCCAGAGAGACGGGAAGCAUUUUCCUUUUGGCUGCCAGUCCUGGCAGCACUGUUAUUGGUGGGGCUGGUACUUGUCAGCGUCUUGGUCUUUAAAAAACAAGGUUCCAAAGGUUCAGGAUAUGCUGGAGCUGCUGUGGGUUCUAUCAUCCACUACCCUCCAAACCUCAGUGAGGUUGUCCAAGAGACCCAUGGGUACCACCCCCUCUGAAAUGGCCUCCAAACCCAAUCAUUCACUUCUUCCUGUGGAAUAGUUGCUACGUAACCAUUCCAUGUUCACCGUUGUCCACCAUUCCAAUACUCCC
Molecule: messenger RNA, 1133 nt
Organism: Megalops cyprinoides (Indo-Pacific tarpon)
Lineage: Eukaryota; Metazoa; Chordata; Actinopteri; Elopiformes; Megalopidae
Exons: 6
Coding region: 287-1039 (250 amino acids)
Biological process (GO): immune response
Cellular component (GO): external side of plasma membrane
Source: RefSeq, a predicted model, not a curated record